Molecule: messenger RNA, 6148 nt
Organism: Anopheles coluzzii
Lineage: Eukaryota; Metazoa; Arthropoda; Insecta; Diptera; Culicidae
Exons: 4
Coding region: 1589-3214 (541 amino acids)
Biological process (GO): DNA-templated transcription initiation
Molecular function (GO): DNA binding; general transcription initiation factor activity
Source: RefSeq, a predicted model, not a curated record
UUGCAUUGCGGCCGACAAGAUGUCUGGUAAUUUGUCUGCUAUGUCGUACGACUUAUACUCAUUUGGAUGAGAAGCGCAAAAAGCGCUGCCCUGGGCCGUCGCUGUACCGCGCGCAGGGUACACAACGAACACAACCAACCAACGGGAAAGGGAAAACAUCUGAUCGGUCGUCAGCCGUAUGUCUGUUCGCAGCUGCAGCCGCAGGCCCGGCAGGCGGUAACCGUCAAACCGUUCCGCACCAGCAUUCGCCCAGUGUAAACGCACUGACACACACGGCCAAAAACCUUGCUCGCCUCUUUCGCUCUCUCCCCAACCCCUUUGUGCACGCUUUCGGGCAGUGGCAGGGCGCAAGUGACGGUUCCAACUGACGGCGCAGUCUUAUUUCUCAGCUCACCACACGAAAAUGGCUGAGUUGUGAGCGUCGGUCGUUUUUGGGCAGUGCGUGUGUGUGUGUGUCUGUGCAUUGUAAAAGGCAAUCAUUUCCCGCAUCGCGGACACCAUCGGACACACGAAUGGUUCCACUUUUCGGCACGCGACCACCAGCUCCUUGAACGGCCUGUGUGUGUGUGUGUGUUGUGCCUUUGGUGCGGUCGGCCACCCACUGCUGGAGCGCAUCCCGCCUGACUCGUCCAAACCACCCUCCCUUAGCAGUGGUGUGCUAACGACCCACCCCCCCCCGACGAGGAGGAGAGGAAAUUGAGCCAUUUCCCCCGUGGUGGGCGCGCGCGGGGGAGGGCCACGGACAGACAGACAGACACAACCCUCACACCGAACGGUUUCGGGUGUGCGGAUGGAGCUGGGCAUCCCCGUGUCCCCGGCAUUCCACCAGCAGCAGCAACAGUGAAUUGGUGCGCACCGACAGGGUGGGAAGGGGGAGGGCACGGGUGGAUGACCGUGUCGCCAGAUGAGACUCACAUGCCGUGCUGCUGCAGCAGAUUCCCCCGUGGUGUCGGUGGUGGUGUUUGGUGGUGGAGUGGUGGAGCGGUGCUGUUGAUUCGACGUGCGUUUUGAUCGUCGGCCGCACACGGGACACGAUACGGCGGAAGGCGGAAGAGGCCGGGGGGAAGGUGCAGUGCCUGUUAACCUGUUAAGUAUCAUCCCUGCUCGUUAAGCGAACCCCCGGAAUGCGCCACCGAACCGCAACUAGUACCACACACUAACGAUCGUGCAUCAUCGCCUGACAGAGAGUGGCCUUCCGAGAAUAUUUUGUAAUUGUGAAGUAAACAAAAAAACACACACACACACAACCAAGCCUUCGAAGAAACGGACAGCAAUAUUGCAAGCGAUACGAGAGCGAGAUAGAGAGAGAGAGAGAGAGAAAACUUAGAAAAAUAGAGCGACAAUCAUCAAAAAGUUUAACCGCCUCAAAACGUAAAGGGUGGAAGGUAAAGUACACGCGGACCAGUGACCAGCAAGGCACACACACACAGACAUUGUCGUCGUAUAUCAUACGUAAUAUAGCAAACAAAAAACAGACACACCCACCCACAAACAUAUAUAUAUAUUACAAAAGCGUGCCUAAGAAUCUGGUUGCCAAUUUGCCCCGCCGUCGUCCCGCCCCGCCCAGCCGACGCGAAACCCGGACUUGAUGCAUAGCACCUCCCAGGGUGGUAGUAUGGCUGCUACUCUGCUACAGCAGAAAACGUACAUGAACGGGCUGGCCGGGAGCGGCGGGCCGGACGGGUCCGGUCCGGCCGGACCGGGCGCGGUGGGCAGCGUGGGUGCGGCCGGUGGCGGCGGAGGCGUCGGAAGCGGCCCGUCCGCCGGCGCCACCUUCCUGCCCGUCUCGAAGACGCUCAUCCAUCACCUGCUGCCUCACAACCUGCAAGCGGACCAUCACACGGCCACCGGCGCGUUCCAUCACAGGGCGGAGCAUUACCACCAGCGGGCGCACCGGGGCAGCAUCGGGUCGUCGGCGUACGGUACGCUCGCGCCGAGCGGCUGCGAGGAUCCGCCGGCCAGCGCGCUGGACGAGAUCUUUAGCCCGCUGCCGGUCCGCCACCUGGAUGCGGCCGGGAGCGCCAGCACGCCUUUGGAGAUCGGUACCGAUGCACUGUGGGACGCAAUCGGGUCGCCGACCACUACUACUGCUACUGCCGACACCGCUACCACCACCACUAGCACAGCGACUGCCGCUGUCUUCAUUGGGCAGCAGCCCACCAUCCCAGCAACAACCAAUCAUGCCUCAAUCAACAACCCGCAGCAGCACUGCCACGAGCAACCGGACGCGGACUGUCCGAUGGCGGAUGGGUCCGAGACCACCACCACCACCACCACCGAGCAGCAGGCCGCCGGUCCCGAGCCGGGCGAGCAGGAGCAGCAGGAGCCCGAACCCGAGCCGGAGAUCGACAUCGUCAUCAACAACGUGGUGUGCUCGUUCAGCGUGCGCUGCCACCUGAACCUGCGCGACAUCGCGCUCUACGGCGACAAUGUCGAGUUUCGGCGCGAGAACGGCAUGGUCACGAUGAAGCUGCGCCGCCCGUACACGACCGCGUCGAUCUGGUCCUCCGGGAAGAUUACCUGUACGGGCGCUACCUCCGAGGACCAGGCAAAGGUGGCCGCACGCCGCUACUCGCGCUGCCUGCAGAAGCUGGGGUUUAACGUGCGGCUGCGUAACUUUCGCAUCGUGAACGUGCUCGGUACCUGCGCGAUGCCGUGGGGCAUCAAGAUCGUCAACUUCUCGGAGAAGUACAAAAAGGACGCGAGCUACGAGCCGGAGCUGCACCCGGGCGUCACGUACAAGCUGCACUCGCCCCGCGCCACGCUCAAGAUAUUUUCCACCGGAAGCAUCACCGUUACCGCUGCCAGUGUGGCCUUCGUGCAGGCCGCCAUCGAGCACAUCUUCCCGCUGGUGUACGAGUUUCGCAAAAAGCGCACGCCGCACGAAAAGCUCGAGCUGCUCAAGCAGCCGCCCGCCUUCGAUCCGCAGGAGCUGGAGCUGCCGGAGGAUGGCGAGGUCGAUCUGCUGGCAGCCGCCGGCACCACCACCACCACGACUGCGAACGGCGGUGAGCUGGCGAACGUGGACGACGACGACGACGAGGCCGACGGCGCACUCGUGUCGGAGGACUACGAAAUGCACGGGGAGGACGAACGGCUGCCGCCGCCGCCGCCGCCCGGCAACACCAAAGCAAUAGACAAAAGCAAUAGUAUUAGGGCAGCCGGGUGUGCGCCGCCUGCCAGGGGCGGCUGUGCACCACGGUUCGUGCGCUAGGGCUUCCCCCGCGACCCCGGACUGAAUCGUAAUCGGAAUCGUAUAUAGAUAUAUAUACAUAUGCUAUGCUACCAAUGCUCAGUGACUGGCCAGCCAACAAGAAGAAGAAGAAGAAGAAGAAGAAGAAGAAAAGGUCACACAAACUCCCACUUCUAAACUAGCAAUAAUCUUUAUCUCGGAUCUUCCAAUGCACACACCCACCCCGCGAUAAUAACUCCCAAUGCAAAAGCAUGCCCUUAUCUUACCUAGUUAUCCUAGUACCUUUAAUCUCUCUUUCUCUCUCUCUCUCUCUAUCUCUCUAUCUCUCUCUCUCUCUCUCUCUCUCUCUCUCGUUUUCUCUCUAUCCUCUCACAUUUACUCUUAUGACAUACUCAAGACAGAAGUUAUGCUUUAGGCACGAUGAAUGAUGGUUGGAAUUUUCAACCGUUGUAAGGCGUAGUUGCUUUCUUGUCAUAUUCAUUUGUUUCUGUUGCUUUAUUGUUUUAUUUUAAACCUCACCAUUACUGUUCACAAACACCCCCCCCCCUCUUUCACGCCAUUGUAAUUAGGAUAUGUUUAUCACAUCUGUUUGCUGCAAUAAGGAUAGCAGCCGCCACUAGCCAACCCUAGUUAGUGCCGAUUUAAUUUAUAGCUAUUGCACGUGACUGCUCCAAAAAAAAAAAAACAAAACUGCAAGCAGACACACACACACACAUGCGUCACGCUGUUCCCUCUGCUUUCCGUUACUGUAUUUAUUAUUUCUGUCAAACAAAAUCGUAGCAAAUCGUUGCAAUAUAAUUACUUGAACUGUUGGGGCCUUUCGUUAAAUGGACGGUUUGGCUGCCCGCAACCGCAAACCCAUGGUGGGAACGAGACCCGUAGCUGGCUUGUGCGCGCGCGUGUGUGUGUGUGUGUGAGGUGGUAGGCAAGGGACAGCCCCGUUGAGUCAGCAAUUAAUUUUAUUCUCCCGCUGUGUAUACUCAUAGGUUCGAUAUUAGUUAGAAAACACUUUGCGUUACAAUUAUAUAUAUGUAAACAAUACAUCUAGCGAGCCACAACAAAAAAAAAACAGUGCGUGAAAGUGCGCGCCAAACGAGUGUGGGUAUGCGCAUCAUCCUGAUCACACACAUAUACCCACACACACACACACACACACACAAACACUCAACAAACUGCCUGAGAAGAGAGAGAGAGAGAGGAAACAAACAAUUGAAGGGAUGGGGAGAGGUCGUAGCGAAACAAAAGCAACACAAUAUAUACUAGUUUAGUGGUUUAUGAAUAGAGCUUUUAAUACGAAUAGGCUUUAGCGUGUUACGAUUAAUUAACAACAAACAAAAAAGUGCCCCUAGAGUAAAAGAAAAGCCCAGCCCAGGCUGUGUGGACGGUGGAGAACGAGGAUGAGCAAUAGGCGCAACUAGGAAGCAAGAGUAGUGUGGUAACACAUAAUAGGUGUGUAUCGCAGCAGUGAAAGUAAGGCCCCCCCGCACGCGCUGACGACGAGGAGGAUUGCUUGUUUUCAUUAGUUUCAUUUUUUCUUUACUACCAACCACGCUUCUCUUGGACAUCAGCGGCAGACUGCUUUGUGGUGGUCUCUGUCGGACAAGAGCCAAACGUUAAUCUUUGGGUGGAUCUUUGCCGACGCCUUUUGCAUAUAGCUAAGGGCUGUAUGUAGCGACACCUGACACAAUUUCAUACGUUAAUGUGUUCUAGCACUACUUGUUUCACUUCUAUUCCAACUCCUGUAUGUUUUUCUUCUUCUUAUUGUUUUUUUUUUUGUUAAAAACACUUUCAAGCGUUUGAAGCAAUUCAAACAACGCAGGGCAUUGUUGAGUUUUUAUCUCAAUUUAAUUUUUUUAUUAUUUUAGUAAACGCCUUCUUUUGGUUUCGUUUGUAAACGCGAAGAAGUGGUACAAGCAAAGUGUAAGUGCAAAGUGGCGAACAUAAUGCUCCCCGUGCGAGGGCAGGAUACAAUAAUUUAAGCCCCGUAUAGUAGGAGACAGAGCGAAAGAGAGCGAUUUAGUUAGUCUGAGGGGGAAGGAGGGAGGGGGGGGGGAACAAACAUCAACCAAACAAAAACCAAGUGCUUGCGACGGGUGCGGUGGUGCGGUGUCGAAAUAGCAUGUAAGACUCAUAAUCUCGGAAUGUGGCCGUGUGUUCCCUUGUAAGACACCCACCACCAGCCCCUCGCCAUGCGUGGCCGCGGUUCCUGCGUAUAUACAUAUAUACAUAUAUCGUAGAGAGAAAUAGGAAAGUCCCAGCAGAACCAAACCCCGGCGCGCUUCCUUCGCCAUGAUAACAAAAAAAAAAAAAAUGGUGAAAAAAUGGCGCGACCGGUUGAUUUGGUGCUGGCUGCUCGGGGUGAAAAAUCAAUUUGCGUGCGCUGUAUCGCUGAACUGAACUCUACUAGCAGAUAGGUAUUGACAUAUGAACUGUAGCAGUAAACAAACAAACAAAACACUAAUCAUUUGGUAGCAAUGUAUAUCAAAAGAGGCGCAGCGCAUAUCAAGCGGUUGCCGCGUCGGAAGCAUCCAUCUCCUCGAUCGGCCCCGCGAAAGGAUCUCGGGCCGCGUUUCCUGCGGAGCUGAUCCACAGCUUCGUGGUGUUGGUAGCGUACGUUAGGGAGUGAUAAAACCAAAGACUUACAUUUGUAUUAUGCACACAUCAGAAAAUGGAAAAGGAAGAGAAGGAGGAGAAGAAGGAGUAGGAGCCGAAAGAGGAGGGAAAACACAUACACACACGCACACACUACACGGAGAAGGAAGGACGCCCGAGCAGUGGUGGCACCCAGGACCGGAACCGGACAAGGAUCGAUGCGAAGACGCGGCAUACAGACACACACACACACAUGAACACAUACACGAGCGAACGCAUGCGAACGAUGCGUGCUUUUGCGUUAGCUUUUGGGGACGCAACCAUUUCUAACGAGGAACGAAAAUAAAACCUACAAUUAUUUAA